Messenger RNA from Psilocybe cubensis, 1185 nucleotides. RefSeq lists its product as uncharacterized. The transcript has 6 exons. The coding region runs from base 1 to 1185 and encodes 394 amino acids. Gene Ontology annotation, molecular function: branched-chain-amino-acid:2-oxoglutarate transaminase activity. Gene Ontology annotation, cellular component: mitochondrion. NCBI's taxonomy places the organism in Eukaryota, Fungi, Basidiomycota, Agaricomycetes, Agaricales, Agrocybaceae. Gene Ontology annotation, biological process: L-leucine biosynthetic process; L-valine biosynthetic process. The record is from RefSeq and is a predicted model, not a curated record.
AUGGCCAUUGACCACACCCAAAAGACGAACGGGGCUGCGCCUCACCAUGCCGAGCUCGAUGCUUCAAAGCUGGUCGUCACUUUGGCCUCAGAGCUGAAGCCAAUACCCGAUCCUGAGACGCUGGUCUUCGGUCAAACACAGACGGACCACAUGUUGGUCGUCAACUACGAUCCCAUUACAGGUUGGGGAAUUCCAGAGAUCAAGCCUUAUGGACCUUUGUCUCUUGAUCCCAUGAGCUCUUGUUUCCACUAUUGUCCUAACGUCUUCGAGGGGAUGAAGGCAUACACAGGAGCUAAUGGCGAAGCUCGUCUCUUCAGGCCUGACAAAAACAUGGCGCGUCUUGCGCGUUCUGCUGAGCGCGUUGCCCUGCCUCCAUUUGAUACCAAAGCCGUCUUGGAACUGAUAAAAAAACUCGUUGAAGUUGAUGCUCGGUGGAUUCCUACUAUCCCUGGGUACAGUUUGUACAUCAGGCCAACGAUAAUCGGGACGCGUGCUGCUCUCGGUGUCGCAGCAUCAGACAGCGCGUGCCUAUACGUUAUUCUUACACCUGCGGGACCCUACUUCCGUGGAACGGCGAAAGGGAUCCCUCUGCUUGCCGUUGGUGAAAGCGUCCGAUCGUGGCCUGGUGGAACUGGCGGUCACAAAUUGGGCUUGAACUACGCACCAGGAUUCCUUCCCCAGAGAAUUGCUGCAAAACAGGGUUAUGAGCAGAUCCUCUGGCUCUUGGGAGACGAUGAGAAGAUCACAGAAGUCGGAGCUAUGAAUUUCUUCGUCGCGGUCCAGAGAGAAGAUGGAGAUGUCGAUCUCAUUACACCAGCCCUUGAUGGUACAAUUUUGCCAGGCAUUACCCGCGAAUCGACUCUCGCGCUCGCCGAUGCCCACACAUCCUCCAAAAUCACACUUCCUGGUGUGCCUGCCACAAAGAAGAUCUUCACCCAUGAACGCCCAGUCACCAUGGCCGAGCUCGCGAAACACGUAGAUGCAGGCCGUGUGCUAGAGUGCUUCGGAGUAGGGACCGCUGUGCUCGUCGCGCCAGUGGGACGUAUUGGAUGGAAAGGGCGCGAUUUGGUGUUGCCAGUGUAUGAAGGCGGCCUUGGACCAAUUGGAAAGGGUUUGGAACAGACGAUAUUGGCCAUCCAGACAGGAAGACAGGAGUUUGAGGGCUGGAGUGUCCCGUGCUUCUGA